GCGGAGCGUUGGAGCCGCCGGCCUCUGCAGUUACAGCGGAGCAGCUGGAGCAGGCCUCGCCGGCUGGGGAGGAGGUGGACAGGGGGAAGAGCAGAAGGAGGAUCCGGGAGGCAGCGACAACCAGAAGGGUCAGGCCUGGGACUGGCGGAACGGGGAAGAGGAAGAAGAGGAAGAAGAGGCGACAGUUUAUUUUUAAGUUUUUUUUUCCUUUGAAUUUUUCUUUCAUUUCUUUUGCUUUUGAAAUAGACACCAUAAUCUCAAUGAUGCCGUCCAGCGCCAGUGCUGCCGCUUUCAAGCCCGCGGACUUGGACUAUCAUGAGGCGGCAGCGAGUAAAAUGAGUGAAGACAGAUGUGACCAGGACCUUGCGAUGGAAGAGAGGGCCCUGAGCAGCGUCCCCCUGCGUCGAGUGGGCCGUCCCGGGCGAAAGCGCAAGCUGCUGGCAGUGGCCAGCUGUAACGAAGCCAAGGACACUGUGCUGGGGCCCAAAAGUCACCCCUCUGCAGAGCAGGUCCACAACGGGGAGCUGGUUGGCCACCAGGGCGGCGCCUCAUCCAAGCAAGACAGGAGCGCCCCCGAGAACAGCACCGACCGCCCCGAGGGCCUUCCGGAUCCGAGCUCCUCCAGGAGGGGCCGCCCAGACUCCUCCGUGGAGAACGGACUGCUGGGCCUCAUGGACGGGCACGAGAAGGGUGCGGAGCGGGACAGGGAGCAGGCCCCUCCCACACCUCGCAAGAGGCGCGGCAGGCGGAAACUGGAGCACCCAGAGAAACAUGUGGAAGUGAGGGAAGAGGUCAGCAGUGGUGCAGGCCAGAUGGAGCGGGGAGAUCGGGCGAAGCUUCGAGGGGCGCUGGGCUGGGAAAUCAGCCUUCGCCAGAAUCCUAUGCAGAGAAUUGCCUUCCAGGCCGGCGACCCUUAUUACAUUAGCAAGAGGAAGAGAGAUGAGUGGCUGGCCAAGUGGAAGUUGGAGGCAGAGAAGAAGGCCCAGCGCAUUGCUGUGAUGAACAUGAUGGAGGAGUGCGUUGGCUCACAGUUUCUGAGGGAAGAAGAGAAGACCCCAGUGGAGAGCAGCCCCCCUCCCCCUUCCCCUCCCCCUCCCACUCCCCCGCAGCAACAGCCCACAGACCCUGCUUCCCCCACUGUGGCAACCACCCCGGAACCUGUCCCUGUCGGGAGUGGGGACAAGAGCACACCCAAAACCAUCGACACAGAGCCGGAAUACGAGGAUGGGCGUGGCUUCGGGAUUGGCGAUCUGGUCUGGGGGAAGCUGCGCGGCUUCUCCUGGUGGCCCGGCUACAUCGUGUCCUGGCUGGCAACAGGCCGAAGUCGGGCUGCAGAGGGAACCAGAUGGGUCAAGUGGUUCGGUGACGGGAAAUUCUCUGUGGUUUGCUUGGAGAAGCUGUUGCCAUUAAGCUCCUUUUCAAAUGCGUUUCACCAGCCCACCUACAGCAAGCAACCCAUGUACAAGAAAGCGAUCUAUGAAGUCCUGCAGGUGGCCAGUUCUCGAGCUGGCAAGAUCUUCCCUGCCUGCCCAGACAGUGACGAAGGUGAUACAUCCAAGUCUGUGGACCUGCAGAACAAGCAGAUGAUUGACUGGGCCAUGUCUGGCUUCCUACCCACAGGGCCCAAGGGCCUGGAACCUCCCCAAGAAGAACGCAACACAGAAGUUUACCAUGAAAUGUGGGUGGAGCCUGAGGCAGCCUCUUACACCCCGCCCCCUCCAGCCAAAAAGCCCCGUAAGAGCACAACGGAGAAACCCAAGAUCAAGGAAAUUGUCGACGAGGGGACUCGAGAGAGACUUGUGUAUGAAGUGCGGCAAAAAUGCAGGAACAUUGAAGACAUUUGCAUCUCUUGUGGAAGCCUGAGCGUGUCCCUGGAACACCCACUCUUCAUCGGCGGCAUGUGCCAAAGCUGCAAGAACUGUUUCCUGGAAUGUGCGUACCAGUACGAUGACGACGGCUACCAGUCCUACUGCACGAUCUGCUGUGGCGGCCGUGAGGUGCUCAUGUGCGGAAACAACAACUGCUGCCGGUGUUUCUGUGUGGAAUGUGUGGACCUUCUGGUGGGGCCGGGCGCGGCCCAGGCAGCCAUCAAAGAGGACCCAUGGAACUGCUACAUGUGUGGCCACAAGAACGUCUACGGGCUGCUGAGGAGGCGUGACGACUGGCCCUGCCGCCUGCAGCACUUCUUCGCUAACAACCAUGACCAGGACUUUGAACCACCAAAGCUUUACCCACCAGUUGCCGCUGAAAAGAGACGACCUAUUCGCGUCCUCUCACUGUUUGACGGAAUAGCAACUGGACUUCUGGUGCUAAAGGAGCUGGGGAUUCAGGUGGAGAGCUACAUCGCCUCUGAGGUGUGUGAGGACUCCAUCACUGUGGGCAUCGUGCGGCACCACGGCCGCAUCAUGUACGUGGGGGACGUGCGCAACGUCACCCGAAAGAACAUUCAGGAAUGGGGCCCCUUUGACUUGGUCAUUGGUGGAAGCCCAUGUAAUGACCUCUCCAUCGUCAAUCCUGCAAGGAAGGGGCUCUACGAGGGCACAGGACGUUUGUUCUUCGAGUUCUACCGGCUGCUCCAUGAGGCCCGUCCGAAACCGGGCAACGACCGGCCCUUCUUUUGGCUUUUUGAGAAUGUAGUUGCCAUGGGCGUCAGCGAUAAGAGGGACAUCUCUCGCUUUCUGGAGUGUAACCCUGUGAUGAUCGAUGCUAAGGAUGUGUCAGCAGCUCACCGCGCCCGCUACUUCUGGGGUAACCUUCCUGGCAUGAACAGGCCGCUGACAGCCAUGACGAAUGACAAGCUGGACCUGCAAGACUGCCUGGAGCAUGGGAGGACAGCCAAGUUCGGCAAAGUGAGAACCAUCACCACUCGGUCUAAUUCUAUCAAGCAGGGCAAAGACCAGCAUUACCCUGUCUACAUGAACGAGAAGGAGGACAUUCUGUGGUGCUCUGAGAUGGAGAGGGUGUUCGGCUUCCCUGUCCACUACACAGACGUGUCCAACAUGAGCCGACUGUCCCGGCAGCGACUCCUGGGGCGGUCCUGGAGCGUGCCGGUCAUCCGCCACCUGUUUGCACCGCUGAAAGAGUACUUCGCCUGCGAGUAGACCGAGCCGCAGCACCCCACCCAGCAACACAGCAACAUACACAAAAACUGAUAUUUAACAAACAACGAGAAAAGCAAAUUUACCAAUCUCGAUUAUUCAAAUUCAUUUAAAGUUAGAUGUUUUACGUUAUUUCUCGAAAUUUAAAUGUCAUUCUUUUAUUCUAUUUAAUUUUUUUUAUGUCAUUUUAAUUUUUAGCAAUGUUAUCCAGUAAUUUUUUUAUAUUGAUCUAUGUGAGCAAGCUGUGUUUGAGGCUUUCUUUUAACAGCACUGGGAAAAGGUACAUUUGGAACAACGGAAAACUAAUGAUCUUUCUUAAGAUGCGUAUAUAUACUGCAUGGUAUAUUGAGCAUAUAUAUAUGUGUGUGUGUUAACUGGGCAGUCAUUACAGCAUGAUGGUGGCGGAUCAGACCACAGGUCCGGCAUGGGGUUGGGGGGGGGGGGGGGGGGUUCCUUCGGCAACACUCACACUUCAAGCUACUGAGCCGUCACUGAGAGAGUUACAAGCCUACAGCAGGGGCGUGGUCCCCUCUCCAUCUGUAGGGGACCUUCGGACUGAGAUGCGAGCAGCCCGGCCCACUUAGUGCUUGUUUACAGCUCAUCAACAGAAACAAGGUACUACUGCACAGCGGUCACUAAGUUAUGGUGCUUCAGGUGAUGAAAUACAUCUCUCUCGUGUGGCCUUAUGAUUCAGGCAGACAGGGAUACAGGCAUUAAGUAGCCAGGGAUCUUUUGGCUUUCUUGGUCUUUUGUAUUUCUUUUUGUCGUUUUUAUUUUUACGGCGUGACUUCCACAAAUAAAAAAAAAAAAAGGCAAUGCAAUACUUACAGUGGCUGAGAGAGGCCCCCGGCCCCCGGCCCCCGGUCCCCGUCGUGGUGGGGGGAGGUGGGCGGUGGACGGAAGGCUGUACGGCGGCCGACAGGAGGCUGACAAAGCCGUGAUUUUUUACCUACCACAGCUUUUGUACACAAACUUACUGGUGCUCCUUACUGGUGCUCCUUACUGGUGCUCCUUACUGGUGCUCUCUCCAAACCCUUUGGCCUUGUUCUUCUCAGGCCUCAUUGCCUGUGGCAGCACAAAACCGGGAAAAAAAAAUAAAUAAAUCUAAGCCAGCCAAGUGAGCGGUGAUGUUUUUUGUCAUCCAAAACGUUUGAGAUCACAGACUGUGGUAAACUACUUUUUUAGUUACACCCAGGACAUUGUCAUUUUACUGUACAACUGUGUGAGGGCCAGGGGCCACAGGCGGGCACGUUACAGCUGGCUCCCCAGAAGCCCUUGUGGCCCCGCGCCCACGCAAUCUAUUCAGUCAGGUGCAAAUCUGUAACGAUAUGGUGCAGCUCCCCCCACAUUGCCCUUCUGCCUUUUUAUACCCGUUAAAACUCAUUCUCCGAUGUCGCUUUUUUCCUUCGUUAUCCGUUACCAUAUUAUCGUCCUCUCUUUCUUUUUCAGUGUGUGCUCGUCUCUCGUUUUUGCUUUAUGAUGUGAACUGUACGAAUUGCAGUACUUGACCAUUCUAGGGCUGUGCCAACAGGUGUGAAAGACUGGGGGUGUAUUCUGAACGAUGGAGAUUUUUUUUUCAGUUUAUCCAUCUGCCUGAAAGGAGCGAUACACGUGAGCUCCCGCCUCUGCAUUUCCCUCCGUUUUACUAUGGGAGGUGGGGUGAGAACGUCACCGUGUUAUGCUUUCGUGGGGCGCGGCCUGCAGGUUGAUAUGUGAACUGCACACCUCUGUGAAAUCAGGUGGGAUUGUGCUCCCCCCCUGACUCCGCAUCUCUUGCAUACCGGCGAGAUGGUUCACUGUCCACUGGCCGAUCCUGCUCCCAGGGCGGUUAGCUAAGGUGCUUCUCUGACUUCAGCAAAGAAAAGGGGAAAAGGUGCAUUAACUUUAGUCACAUUUUUCUUUGAAUCUAACUUAACAGGAAACUACUUAUAUUUUACCAAGCAAAUGUGAUUAGCCCAGCCACACGUCAAUGGAUGAUACUGUAAUAGCCACCAUUGCACUGGAUGCAUGUCACUCCUUCAGUUUUGAUAAUACCCAGACGAUCCCUUCUCCUGAAAUAGAAUUAAUGACAAUGCCUGCGUUUUACUGUACAUACUUUGCCUGGUGCUUAUUUUGUUUUUGGUCCAUGUCUUUUUAAAUUGCCUAUGGGAUGUACAAAUAUGAUUCUUUGCUAAUAUAUAUCAUGAAAUUAGUAACGCUUCGAUGAGAGGGACGAGAGAGAGCUGGUGAAUCUGUGUGAAAAUAAGCUACAAUGCAGCUGGCUUCCGAGGGUCUCCAAGCGCGACUACGGCGCGUGUUCAGCGACCCGACGAUGCGCCUAUUAGCGUCGCGACAGCUUUAAGAAGGAAAAGGCGCAGCUCUGACGCGCAGCCCUACACGCGCUAUUCACUUAUUGGUUAUUUUUGUUUGUUUUUUUGUUUUUUGUUUUUUUUAUUUUUUUUUUGUUUGUUUUUUUGUUUUUUUGCAUUUUCUUUUAUAAAAAACAAAACAUAAAAAGAGGGACUGUAGGUGUUUCAUAAGGUGCUACACAAUUUUAUCUAAAAAAGAAAAAUAUAUUGUUAGGAAAAAAAAUCAACUUGUCUUGACAAUGACUGUUUUUAAGUUCUCGUAGUAAUGAAAAAGCACUAUUAUUUUACUCUUAUACAAAUAUAUUAACAAAGGCAUUUUAACUUUGUACUUGAAAAAAAUAAAAUAAAAAAAUGAAAAUGGACAGAUUCAUGUGUUUUAGCCUAGACAUUGCUGUAGUUGGUGCUUAUCUGUGGGAAAUCAUGUAUUCAUAUUGGAGAUUAGAGAGACCUUUGGUAAUAACCUUUACUGUUACAUAUUGUAUUUGCUCAUUGCCUGGCGGCAGCGCUCCUGUGCUCUCCAUUCCAUACAGCCAGACCCUCCGUACUUUAUAAUGUUUGUUUUACUUUCAUCGGACUGUAAUUUCUACUGUCGCUUUGAUAUUUAUUGACAACAAUAAUGUACAUUUCACAGACUUACAGGUCAACUCUCUGUAUAUCUCUCAGUGAUACUAUUGUACUCCUGUGUAACUAUUUUUCGUGACAUAGCUGUUGAUGGAUUAUAAUAUAAAGGUCAGUGCGUGCCUCCAUGUAGCGGUCACACUCGCUCCACCUUCGUCCAGUUUUUUCAGUGCCCAGAAAGAAGAAAAAGACCCCUUUCUUAUGUACUUGUGCUGGAGAACACUUGAAUAAAUGUACUGUUUUUGUGCAAAAAAAAAAAUCGCCUGUGU
This is a messenger RNA of Brienomyrus brachyistius, 6333 nucleotides long. Its product is annotated as DNA (cytosine-5)-methyltransferase 3A-like. Bases 261 to 3101 code for a protein of 946 amino acids. Lineage: Eukaryota; Metazoa; Chordata; Actinopteri; Osteoglossiformes; Mormyridae. Gene Ontology annotation, cellular component: cytoplasm; nucleus. The transcript has 23 exons. Gene Ontology annotation, biological process: negative regulation of DNA-templated transcription. The record is from RefSeq and is a predicted model, not a curated record. Gene Ontology annotation, molecular function: zinc ion binding; methyltransferase activity.